ACGAUGAUUGCUCAGUUAUUGUCCAAGAUGGCGGAAGAAGAGGUCGAUACACGGCCUCUCUCUUGUCCAGCUGGACCCCUGAGCGACCGUAAACUAAGCGCUGAAAAGCUCCCAAACACAAGACCAUUCUCGAUGGGUGCAAUGGAAGAAGGAGGUGAAGAAGAAAUGUCAGAUGAACUUCUAGAAGAGAUUUUGAUCGAGCGUGCCAAAGACGGAGAUAGUCUUGCAAAAUUUCAACUUGGACAGUUUUACUUUGAGCGUGAAAUCUUCGAUAAAGCUUUAAUUGCUUUUGAAAGAAUCAAGAGCACAGAUUUUCAAGCAAAAUACCAACUUGGAGUAAUGUAUUAUGAUGGCAUUGGAACAAAGCCCAACCCGGAAAAAGGAUUUAAUUUCCUUAAAGAAAUUGCACAGUCCACCAGUCCUGAGGCAGCUCACCUCAUACCCUUUGCCCAGUAUAAUGUAGGCAGAGCUUAUUAUGAAGGGUUUGGCAUCAAACAGUCUGAUCUGGAAGCAGAGAGAUGGUUUCUUGAAGCAGCAAGAGAUGGUGAACCUACAGGCAGCAUAAAGGCUCAAACAGUAUUGGGUUUGUUCUACUCCAGACCUGGUGAAGACUCUUUUGACUUACAGAAGGCUUACUUUUGGCAUCAGGAAGCCACAGGUAAUGGGAGCCUGGAGUCACAAGGUGCAUUAGGUGUGAUGUAUGAAUAUGGUAUUGGUGUGCGGCGAGAUGGAGAAGCAGCCUUCAAGUGUCUCAAGGAGGCAGCAGCCAGAGGCAAUGUCUACGCCCAAGGAAACUUGGCUGUUCAUUAUUACAGGAGAAAACUGUUAAACAAGGCUGCAGAUGUAGCAAAAAGUGUGGGAGAGCAAGAGGACAUCGAAGGUCUUGCUCUUGAGACAGAUUGUCUACCUCGCUAUGUAGCUAAAGGAAUCGCUUUGGGAUGUUUUGUUUUUGCGCGUUGUUUGCAUCAUGGGUUAGGAGUGGAGAAAAAUAGAGAGCAAGCAAAGAGAUGGUAUAGCAGGGCCAGUGCCUUUGAUCUCGACGUCGUGGCCAGACUGCAAGACGACAUGACCUAUGGUUACAUAUGACGUUUCCUCAUCAAAACGUACAGACGUGUUGCAAUGGCUUACAAAAUGUUAUCUUCAGCGGUUUAAUACAACCAGUUAUCUGUCUCACAGAAAACAUUCCUUGUGUCGAGGUUUUGUAAUCAUCUACUAAGAAUGGAAUAUCAUGUCUCUAAAUGUACAAACAAAUUCAUGACUGAACUGAACUUGAUUUUGCGUCUCUGGCUGAAGAUUUGCAUUUCUAUCUUUAAAGUGUGUUUCAUAUCAAUCAUGUAAAUUUAAUAUAUUCCUGCUUACUCAUUGAAGCUAAGCGAGCAGUUUUGAUUCCCCGUUUCUUUUAAAUCUCUUGUUAAUGAUAUUAACUUAUACCAACGAUGCCUCUGUAUAUAGCUGGCUGUAAAGAAAUGUGAAACAGCAUGUUUUAGAACUCUCAAUAGUCAAAUCUGAAAAAGGCCCUUUUUUGACCUCU
Molecule: messenger RNA, 1531 nt
Organism: Pocillopora verrucosa
Lineage: Eukaryota; Metazoa; Cnidaria; Anthozoa; Scleractinia; Pocilloporidae
Product: LRP2-binding protein-like
Molecular function (GO): protein binding
Source: RefSeq, a predicted model, not a curated record